AUGAAAAUAUCAUAUUCCUUUGUUUCUAAGCAUACGACAGAGUAUCGUCAUGCGAUCCGCCAUGGACGACCGCUUUUUGAGCUCAUGGAGGAAAAUGGAGAUCUAGCAAGAAAUGAAGGAUCAAUAGUCCGUCGGAUGCUACUGUAUGGUCUUGGGAAUCACUGGAUUGUUGGGAAGGAGUCACUCAAAGCAUGUCUCAGUAUUUUGGGUACCAGGGUGCAAAUGGGCCAAACUUCUUUUCCUGUGGCUUCGGACAUGGUAGGCUACGGUUAUGCCAACCUGACUCAUGCGACUUCAACAGAUGCAAUAAUAUGCUACAUGCCAGAUCCUGUUUGUGGUCGUCUGGCCAUGCAACUGAUGGACCCAGAAUGGGCAUUGGGUGACAUCAAAGGCAGGCCCAGUAGUUGGUGGCUGCGGAAGAUGAAGGAGAUUUUUUCGCAAGGGCUCUGUCGACCUGAAAAGGGGGACUUUGGUGAAAUCAUGGUUGCGCUGUACUUUCUUGUUUGUGCCGAUGUGCUUCGGCGACGGGACAAUCACAAUCACACUACAUUUUCUGUAUCUCUUGAAGAUUGGAUAGAGCAGCUAACAACUGGUGGGCUUGAGAGAAGACAAGGGCAUCGUUCCAAUGUUGACAUUUUGCCAAAGCGGAAGAGCAAACGUCUCCUUGCUGCCAAAUCACAGGGCUCAAGACAGAAAAUGACUGCUGAGAAAGUGGACGAAACAAUGGCUGAAGCUUACGAAGUUGAAGUAGAGGCUAGCAUCAGCUUUAUUCAAGUUUGUCAAAACUAUUUGCGUGCUUGUGAAGCGGACUGGGAAGGAUUUUGUUUGCAGGAUUUUCUAUCAUACAUGUACGCAAGCGGGACAGCUUUCUACGUAUUCCCUGGUUGUCCUAUUGUUGACCUUGUCAUUCCCAUCAAGCUGUCAGGACAACGGAAACAUUACUUUGCGCCUAUGGUGAUCUCCAUCAAGUCGCAUGCAUUCUAUUCUCCUGCAGAUGCAAGAUGGGAGUGCCAGCGGAUGGCAGAGAGAUUCAAGAGAAUCAAAGAAAGCAAUGACAAGGAAGUUUUUGAAUUCUUCCCUGGAGCAUUGUGUUUGCUGGUUGUGUUCGGGUCUACCGCUGUCUCCGAUGACAACGACCUUACCCUAGGUCAUUCUGCAGUCAGGGAGCUGGCAAAGAAGAAGGUGUUUAGCAGAGUACUUCGCAUUCCUGCAAAAGAUGCAUUUGCAGGAUUCUGUGAUACAUUUUGCACAUUGACUAGCAAGAUUAUGUUUGGCACUUCUGAAGUAUUUGCUUCCCACUCUUUUGUCCGUGCUUAUUGUAUGGAUGACAACACGGAAGAGCUCAAUACUAGAUCUGCACUUCGUUAUUCGCCUGGAAAAGAAGAAUCAGAACUCUUGCAAAAUCUUCAUGAGCAGUUCAAAAGUGGAUACAGCACGUCUGGAAGUCUGUAA
This is a messenger RNA of Cylindrotheca closterium, 1452 nucleotides long. The record is from the annotation of a GenBank genome assembly. NCBI's taxonomy places the organism in Eukaryota, Bacillariophyta, Bacillariophyceae, Bacillariales, Bacillariaceae.